This is a messenger RNA of Poeciliopsis prolifica (blackstripe livebearer), 2976 nucleotides long. RefSeq names its product NIM1 serine/threonine protein kinase a (gene nim1ka). Lineage: Eukaryota; Metazoa; Chordata; Actinopteri; Cyprinodontiformes; Poeciliidae. The transcript has 8 exons. Gene Ontology annotation, molecular function: protein serine/threonine kinase activity; ATP binding; tau-protein kinase activity. Bases 724 to 2151 code for a protein of 475 amino acids. Gene Ontology annotation, biological process: microtubule cytoskeleton organization; protein phosphorylation; intracellular signal transduction. Gene Ontology annotation, cellular component: cytoplasm. The record is from RefSeq and is a predicted model, not a curated record.
GGGCAGCAGUUGCAGCAGAAAGCCUGAGCGCCCAAUGUCACCGGGCAGUGGGGAUAGGAUGGAUUUGGCACCAAGGUUGGUAAACAAGGCUGUCACGGAUUCACGAAGAUACUGUACACAUCCAACACUGUUCAGUUAAACAUCUGAAAAUGGUUGAAGAGUGGCGCAGCCGUAAACCAACCAGGACAUGGUUGUCCUGGCUGUCACCCUGUGGCUGCACCCUGACACAAUCACCUGUUCAUCCUCACUCUUUCAACCUCUCGAGUCCUUCUCCUCUUCCCUCCUCCUCACCUCAUGGCCUAUUAAUACUCAGACACAAAAGGCUCCAUUAAUGCCGCCGCUCCGAGACAGCAGUGAGCAUGAAUCUGAUAAUACAUGCUUCGGUGAACCUUCGGACACAGCUAUAAGCGAGGGGAAGUGGAAGAUUGACAGAGGAAAUCCCCAAAUGCCACAGCAUAGCUUUAAGCAUCCAGUGAAAAUCUGAUCAUAUUAUUUUUUUGUGCAGCUCACUUGAGACAUUUUGGAUAAAACAUGGACUUUUAGAUGCAAAUAUGUGCUGAAGUGUUGAGCUGACAUAAAGAAAGAAACUGAAUAUUUCUUCUUCAAUAGAAGUGCCUACACAACAAUGAUGCAGUGACAAAUCUGAAAGGAUUUAUCUUGAAAAUGAACCACAUGCCAGAAGCUAUGGCCUAAGCCCACUCCUCCCUGAGCGUCCCUUGCAGGAUGACUGCUGUCUGCCCCUCCGACAGCAGCCCAGAUGGAGCUGAAGCUGGGACAGGGACAGCAGGCACCACUGGGAACAGCUCAGUCUCAGGAGCAGAUUCCAGGGAGUCUAACGGAGACUCUGUUGGAGGGUCCACUGUAGGGACAGCUGUGGUUUCUGGCGGACAAAGGUAUAGCCGCUGGAGCCGGCAGGAUAGCUCUGACAUCAACACAGAUGAUGAGGGAGCCACUGUUCGUCGCCUAACUCCUCUGGAAAGGCUGAACCUGGAUAUGUGUCAGGAUGAAAGGGUGGUCCGUGAGCUGACAGUGGGCAGAAGAAUUGCCUUCUACAAGAUUCGUGGCGAAAUAGGGUGUGGAAAUUUCUCCCAUGUCAAACUAGGAAUUCAUGCUCUUACAAAAGACAAAGUGGCCAUUAAGAUCUUAGACAAAACUAAGUUGGAUCAGAAGACUCAGAGGUUGCUUUCAAGAGAGAUUUCCAGCAUGGAAAAACUGCAUCACCCUAAUAUUAUACGCCUAUAUGAGGUGGUGGAGACGUUGUCACGGCUACACUUGGUGAUGGAGUAUGCAGGUGGAGGGGAGCUCUACACUAAGAUUACUACAGAAGGAAAACUUUCUGACACUGACAGCAAGAUUGUCUUUGCUCAGAUCCUCUCAGCUGUUAAACACAUGCAUGAAAAUAACAUCAUCCAUCGUGACCUAAAGGCAGAAAAUGUCUUCUACACAAGCAGCUCUUGUGUCAAAGUCGGGGACUUUGGAUUUAGCACACUGAGCCACCGCGAUGAGAUGCUCAACACUUUCUGCGGCUCUCCACCUUAUGCGGCUCCAGAACUCUUCCGGGAUGAGCAUUAUGUAGGAGCUUAUGUAGAUAUUUGGGCUUUGGGGGUCAUGCUGUUUUUUAUGGUGACCGGCACCAUGCCAUUCAGGGCAGACACUGUGGCCAAACUUAAGAGAUGCAUCCUGGAGGGAGCCUAUGUGCUUCCCCCAUGGGUCUCAGAGGCAUGCCAGAGGCUCAUCAGGGGGAUUCUCCAGCCAGUCCCAUCGGAUCGCUAUACAGUGGAACAGAUGAUGGGCUGUGAGUGGCUGCUCCCUGUGGAAUUCCCAUGUGCCAUGGAGCCUUGUAAGCUAGAUCCAUCUCACCUUGCUGAGAGCACCCCAGCUGAACUGCUGGAGGAAGAGCUGGAGGUAAAGGCUGCAUUAGAGACUCUGGGAAUCACUUCAGAGCACAUAUUCAACAACCAGGGAAAAGACUGCAGAAGCUCCAUCACUGGGGUCUAUCGGAUCUUGCUACACCGGGCUCAAAAGAAACGGGUGGUUGAGAGGACGCCAGCAGUCACACAGAAAGUUGGGCCAACUACAACAAAUAAAAAGGAGCGACUAAAAGUGUACCGCAGUUUGCGGCACACAUCUAAACUGUGUGUGGUUCUGUGACAAAAAUGUUAAGCUUUACUAUGGAAAUUCAGUGAUUAUGUGGUCUGGGGUUAAAUUGCACAGACUGCUUUAGCAAAGCUUUUCAUACCAGUAGUAUAUGUCAAAAUAAUCGUACUAUGACCUCACUGAGCUGCUGAAACUUGAUAUUUCUUACUUAGUAUGUUUUCCUUUUCUUCUAAAUCUAGUCUUUACGAGAAGACUGCAGAAAGUUUAUUAUGUUUACUUUUUUGUUUUGAGAUAAAAAAUUUUAUCAGAUUUAAUAAGGUAUGGAAUGUAAAUAAUUAUAAGUCAGCAUAAUGGUUAAACUGCUAAUAAUUUUAUUUGAGUCAUAAAGACAAUACACUGUUAGCUAUCAGCUCUAUGCUCAUUGUUGGAAUUAUUGCCAGGUUCAAAAGAACCAAUUUAACAGAAACACCCUAAAAAGGCUCGAUAUUAGUAAUAUGAAAACAAAAACAUAAAUUCAGUGCAUUAAAGUUGGUAGAUUUGAUGUUUAAGUGAAAUUUUCUGAAAUGCCUUAUUUUUCAUUGUUUUGAAAUCAAAUUGGUUUCAAUAAUGAUACAGGUGAAAGGGUCAUAUGUGAUGUAUCUCUGUGAGAUGUUCCAAAUAUUUAUGUCAUUAGCCUCAAUUUGUUGACCAACUUUUGACUAAAAGCAAGGUGAGUACGGGUACACUGAGGUACGAUUUCAUGACAGAUAUACCAAUUAACAGAAGAUUAAUUAAUGUGGUAAAACAUUACUUUCAGGUUCAAGGUCUGAGACCGAUUCACUACAUCAUGCAAUGCUAUGUCGAUGCUAACGUGCUGAUGGAAAUAAAUGUCAAAUGAAA